Molecule: messenger RNA, 1270 nt
Organism: Dermatophagoides pteronyssinus (European house dust mite)
Lineage: Eukaryota; Metazoa; Arthropoda; Arachnida; Sarcoptiformes; Pyroglyphidae
Product: alpha/beta hydrolase domain-containing protein 17B-like
Biological process (GO): protein depalmitoylation
Cellular component (GO): plasma membrane; endosome membrane
Molecular function (GO): palmitoyl-(protein) hydrolase activity
Source: RefSeq, a predicted model, not a curated record
UUUAAAUGUUUGUUGUUGUUUAAUUUGGUUGAUUGAAUUGAACGAUAAAAAUGGAACCAGAAAAAGUGGAAAAAUUUUUCCAAAUAACCUAUCUGUAUAAACGACGAUAUCCAAUACGACGAACAAAUCAUAAUGAAGAAUAUCGUGAACGGAAAAUUUAUAAUUUUUGGCGAGAAUUAGAUGAAAAAUUCUUAUGGUUAUGGUUGAUUAUACAACGAAUUUAUUAUUCAUUUUUACGGCCAUCAUCCAGAUCGAUGGAAAUAACAUUCGAUCGUAUAAUAUCAUUGUUUGCAUUCUGCCCACCACAUGAUACAUAUGUUUUUGAUUUUGAUCAUCAUUUAAUCGCAACCACCCCGGCAAAUGAUCCGAAUCAACUGGAUAUUCAGAAUUUGAAAGGAGAAAUUCUAUUAAGUCAUUUCAUUGCUAAUCCUAUGAAUCAUAAACUUCAAGAAAUUUAUCAAAGAAAAUUCAUUCGUAUAGCAAAAUAUCUAGAAUGUUUUUAUGCAUUUAAUCGUUAUGGUAAUCGUGUGGCUUGUAUUUUUAUUCAUCAGAGUCGAAAACGUUUACGUUCCGUGCGUGGUACUAUUGUUUAUAGUCACACAAAUGCUGAAGAUAUUGGCACAAUUUUAAGUCAUUUAUGGAAAAUGAAACGCAAAUUACCUAGGUAUAAUAUUUUUUCCUAUGAUUAUUCCGGUUAUGGUAUGAGUAGUGGCCAACCUUCUGAACGUAAUAUUUAUGCUGAUAUUGAAGCUGCAAUCAAUGAAUUAAUGCGCCGUAAAUCAUUGAAUCCAGACGAUUUGAUUUUAUUUGGUGAAAGUAUCGGUUCAGUUCCUACAACUUAUAUGGCUGCUACACGUAUGGUUGCUAGUGGUGUUAUCCUUCAAUCGGCAUUCAUGUCCGGUAUUCGGAUUUAUUUUCCAUAUAAUCUCACCGGCAGCGGUGGUAAUGAUCACAAUAGUCGAACCUUGCCAUUCGAUCCAUUUGCUAAUGUUGAUCGAUGUUCGCUGAUUGAAAGUCCAACAUUUGUUAUACAUGGCAGUGAAGAUAUGUUAGUCGAUAUCUGCCAUGCUAUUGCUAUUUAUGAACGGCUAAAAAAUCCUGUCGAACCAUUUUGGGCAAACGGAGCAUCACAUAUGAAUAUUCAUAAACAUCCGGAUUAUUAUAACCGUUUGAAUCAUUUUUUACAUUCAAUUUCACGAUAACCACAAAAAAUCCCUAAUAAAAUAACUUUAUUCCCCUUUCAAUUUGAUCAUUUUAAUCGGAAAUUAAC